Messenger RNA from Melitaea cinxia (Glanville fritillary), 1759 nucleotides. RefSeq names its product TWiK family of potassium channels protein 18-like. The coding region runs from base 353 to 1759 and encodes 468 amino acids. The transcript has 3 exons. Gene Ontology annotation, cellular component: membrane. Gene Ontology annotation, molecular function: potassium ion leak channel activity. Gene Ontology annotation, biological process: stabilization of membrane potential; potassium ion transmembrane transport. The record is from RefSeq and is a predicted model, not a curated record. NCBI's taxonomy places the organism in Eukaryota, Metazoa, Arthropoda, Insecta, Lepidoptera, Nymphalidae.
UAGUAUUGUAAAAGUUGUUCCUUGUAGUGAAUAUAUAUAAAGUGCUUUAUAUGCAGAGAUUAUUAAAUCCAUCGCGCAAGUUCAUCAUGUUGACAGAUCGCUGGCUAUCAUUGAAGAUGAGAGUCUGCAAUACCUUUCGAGCGGUUGCACUAACAUCAAUCAACUUUAAUUAGUGGCCAGAAGCUUUUAAUUAAUUAUUUUUUUACGAAAUAUGGUAAGCUCGAGUACGAAAACAGUUUUUUCUGAAUUCAUAAAAUUUCACACUGCGCUUUUCAAAGAGAUUUGACUGGAAUCUAAUUGAUGAGGGAUAUCAAUAAUUAGCACGACUGAGAAUGUGUCAUCAUAUUAUUUUAUGAAGAAAAAUAUGGAUAAAAAUAAGAAAAAGAAUAGUAUUAACGGAAAAUAUAAGAAAAAUGGCAAGAUAGAUAACUAUGAUGAUGUCAUUACAACUUGCUGUCUUUGCAUUCAAACAAAAAAGAGCAAAAAGAAAAGUUUAAUCGCUGGAUGCAUUACAAAUUUUGGUAUUUUGGCAAUUUUACUAGUAUACACCCUAUUAGGCGCAUUUAUUUUCCUUGCGAUAGAAGGUGGUGCUGCAAAAGUGCAUCAGAAAACGCUAGCAACAACAUCAUAUCAGGCAAAUGAAAAUAGAAAUACAAUUCCAUUACCAAAAGUCAACAGCAGCAUCGCACAAGUCAGCGCUGAGUUACGUACUCAAACAGUCGAAAGCAUAUGGGAAAUAACGGUUUCUUUAAAUAUUUUGUAUAAAGAAAAUUGGACGAGACUAGCUGCUCAGGAAAUUGCUAGAUUUCAAGAAAAAUUAGUAGCACGAGUUGCCGCGGAUGUAUCAGAACAAUAUGGGGACGCGAGAGCGUUGGAAUCGGCUCCAGCACUGGUCACGGAUGACUACGAAUGGAAUUUUGCUAAAGCCUUUCUCUAUUCAUUAACCAUUUUAACAACAAUAGGUUAUGGUAGCGUCGCACCCAAAACUGCGCUUGGAAAAGCUGUCACGAUUGGAUAUGCCGUUAUAGGUAUUCCUCUUACGCUAUUGUAUUUGUCUGUUGUGGGAGCGCUGCUAUCAAGACUUGCUCGUAGUAUCUUCAGUCGAGCAUUAUGCUGCUGCUUAUGUUCAAAAUGUGGAUACUGCUGCCUCGAUGAAAGAACAAUGACUACGAAGGAACGAAAAGAAAAAUUAAGACGUCAAGAUGAUUUCAGAUCUCAGACAUUGCAUUUACAAGAGCCUUAUUAUGUUCGAUCACCUUCUGGAACAAUUAUUUCUGCGUCACAAGCUAACAGUCUUAGCACAAAUUCCAUAAAAGAUAAGGCCCAAGGGCUACACUUUCUUCGUGACUGUGAUUCGAUGAGUUGUGAUACAGAUUCAAAAAUAUCUUUGCGUGGAUUUUCAAUACUGGCACCUAUUUCCUUAUGUCUAGCGGCAAUUUUCACCUAUAUUUUCUUUGGAGCUCUCAUCUUAUACCAGCUAGAAGGUUGGAGUGUUAUAGACGGAGUUUAUUUUUGCUUCAUGAGUCUAAGUACUAUUGGAUUUGGACAUUUGGCACCAGGAUUAACUCAGAAAAAUGGUGCUUCCUCGGGUACUAUUUGGUUUUGUUCGAUCUAUAUUAUGACUGGAUUGGCAUUAACAGCUAUGUGUUUCAACGUUCUUCACGACGAAAUCGUACAUCGAUUGAGGCACCACGAAAGGUUUCUCAAAGCUAAUAAUAAUCCGAAGACUUCGACUCCUGAGUUUCUGCAAAGGUCUUGA